AUGGGCUCUGCGCCCUGCGGACCCCUGGUCAAGGCAGAGGAUGACGACAAUGCUGCUGAAGACGAGGUGGUGUCAGCAGCUGCGGUGUGAGUGGGGGGAGGUCCUUUCGGGAGGGAGGGUGCUUUUGGGAGAAGUGGGUCUGGCCCCCCACAAGGUUUGAAGGACAGUGGACUGGUCCCCUCCUGAAAAAAUGUUGACCCUUGGGCUAAGCCCUAGUUGCCCUAAUGGAUCAGUGCCCACUGGGCACUGCUGGGCACAGUGAGACUUCCUAGAAUCUGCAAGCCUCCCUCCAGCUUUGGAAUGGGCAAUUAAUCCAAAGCAUAGGUUAGUUAAACAGAGAACCAAAGCUCAGGCUUUCCAAAUAUUGCUUCAGAUUUGGGGUGGGGUGUGAGCCAAGGUCUCCUAGGAGUGAUCCAGAAUUCAUAGAGGCCACAUCCCAAGUGUUUAAUUGGACUCUGAAGUGAAGUGCGAGUGAGGGAGCUCAGAAAGUCCUAGCCAGGCGUGGGGCAUGUGUUUUUGAACUGCAGUUCCCACCAUCUCCAGAGAGCAUGGCCAAUGGUCAGGGAUGAUGGGAGUUGUAGUGCAACAAGAUCUGGAGAGCUAUAGGUUCCUCAUCCUGCCAUACCAAAUUAACCAGAAGUAAAUCAUGUUCAAUUCAAUGGGACUUGUUUUUAAGUAAUUCUGUGUAGCUGGGAUGGGGCAUGUCUGGCCUUCAAGAUGCUGUGGAGCUACAUCACCCUGAGCCCUGACCACGUUGACAGAGACUUAUGGGAGCUGGAGUCCCACAACAUAUGGAUGAUCAUGGGUUCCUCACCCCCAGUUUAUGAGAUCACACUGUUCGGCGCCUAUCAAGCCUUCCUCUGACAUCUGGUAUCUUUACUGCCAUGCAAACAAAAGAACCCUGUAUCCUGUAUCUCUGCAUCCUGUAACUGCUGCUUCUUCAAAUCGCAAUCGCAUGGUUCUGGUUUCUACACUACUUGUUUCACUCUGAGCAGCAGGAGGGAGGGAGGACGAUCAGGUCAAACCAGGAGGAGGUGCUGCUGCCUUUAUUGCUCUGAGCCUUUUCAUUACAGGAGAGACUAAUUGCGACUCAAGUUCAACUCUGUGGUUUGGAACUUAACCUUGAUGCAGACUUUAAAUGCUGCCUGUGUUGGAGGGAAUGUUAGGGAGGGAGUUCUACCUAUCGGUGGCAAAUGGUGGGUAAUAGUCAGGAAAUUAAUUAGAAAGAUUGGCAUAUUAGACGAAAGAAAAAGCAACCUUAGGUCCUUUGAAACCUGUAUGCUUGUGAGCAUAAGUUUAGAUAUCUCUGACAGGUCUGGAAAAUUGAUGCUGCUAUGUAAGAACUUAAGAAAAGCCCUGCUGGAUCAGGACCAUCUAGUCCAGCAUCCUGUUCUCACAGUGGCCAAUGAGAUGCUUCUGGGAAGCCUGCAGGCGCGACCUGAACUCUCUCCACUAGUGAUUACCAGCAACUGGGAUUCAGAGGCAAACUGCAUCUAGCAGUGGAGAUAAUGUUGAAUUAAAAUCCAGGUGAUGGUCCAGCUGGGUUGUGUACAUGGAAAGCAGGGAGAUGGGACCACCUUGUCCUUCCCCUCAAGCAGAAAAAAUGUCUUGGGCAUCUAGUAUUUCUCAUUCAGGCGUAUCCAACAUGGUACCCGCCCCCCCAGAUGUUGUGGAUGACAAUUUCCAUCAUCCCUGAUCUUUGACCAUGCUGGCUUGAGUUUGAUGGGACUUGUUGCCAUCCAACAACAUCUGUUGGCUCCCCCUGUGCUAGUUCCACCCUUUGUUUAUUAUUCAUUCAGUGUUAAAGAGAAGAGACUGGGGAGAGAGGUAAAGAUGAACAAAGAAGAUGACAAUAAUAUAAUUAUGAUCUCUUCUCUUGGUACAGUUCAGAGGUAGAUCAUGUCAUGUCCCAAGUGUCAGGUGUUCUUUUCUUCUGUGGCAAUUGACUGAUACUGUUCAUAGUAUUAGUCUGAUAAUAUCUCACCAGCAAAAGCCUUCAGCCUGGAUUUCAGCCAGCAGGACUAAUGUCUUCUACUGGCCUUGGGCAGAAGGCAGCGAUAGAUAAAAAUCAAGCUGACACAUAAUCCCUAAAGAAAGAAGUCCAGCCAUGAUCAGUUGAGUCUGUCCCCCCCGCCCCGCAUUGCUUGUCAGCAAGAUGUUCCUAAGACACCAGAGGAGAGUUUCCCAAAAUGCCACUCAGUGACAUUGAUUUGCAGUGGAAUGCAUAAAUUGCCUCCAUUGACAACUUUAUUGUUAGAUGGCAUGUCUGCCUGAGAUGGCAAAGUGGGAAAUGGUUAUAGCUGUGAUAGAGCACCUGCUUUGCAUGCAGAAGGUCCCAGGUUCCCUCCCUGAAAUCUCCAGGAAUAUCUGCCAGUCAGUGUAGACAAUACUGAGCUAGAUGGGCCAAUGGUCUGACUCAGUAUAAGACUAUGUCUCCCUGCCUGUCAUAUUUCAUUACUGAUUGCUGUCCUGCAUAUGCAAAACUCUAUGGGUCUGCCCCAUUGUUUCCCUCCCUGUGAUCUUUUCACUUCUCACUAAAUGUGCUGGAGUUUCUGGAUCCUCUCCCUCACUCAAGCCUGUCGCCUGUUCAGCAUCCAACCAUUCUGCCCCCAACUUCAUCUUCUGACCUGUCUUCCGUUUCCCACCACCACUGCCCUGGCUCUGAUCCUUCCUCUUCUGAGGCUUCCGGGGGGGGGGGGUUCCUCCAGCUAGCGCCUCCCACUAAUCCUCAUCAUCCAGCCAGUCCCUGGCAAACUGGUGGGCACCCCACAAGCAGCACUUCUAGCAUUCCAACUAUUAGGUGGCUGGAGAGCACACUCUGUCCUAGCAGAAUGGUGCUUGCAUCGCUCUGUAGGCAUUAGAGCUGGGCAGAAAGAUACCAGCACUCAAUCCAACCUCUUGCUCCCCCACAUCUUGCUCCUUAUCCCAUCACAAAGGGGGUUUGGACCUCUCCCUUAUUUGUGGUUUUUCUAAAAAAAUGAUAUUUAUUACUUUUUCAAAAUUUCCAACACAGCACUACAAACAAAGAGAAAAAGAAAAAAAAGAAAAAACAAUACCAAUACAAUAAAAAAAUGCUACAUGGACUAACAAAUCAAGCAAAAACAAACAAAAACAAUUUAAAAACACCUCAAACAUUUUCAGUAUCUUAUAUUUCAUUCACUUAUUUCCAGCGACUUCCUCACACCUCCCUUUUUGUAUUCCACUUCUAUUAUUUGUUUCAGCAAUUCCUUUCCAUCUUACUCUGUUUUCUGUUCUAUAAUUAUCUUAACACAUUCUUGCCAUACUUUUCCUUUAAUUUUCUAUUAAUCUAUUUAUACUUAAUUCCUUAUGACAUUUCUACUAAAGCCAUGUAAUUUCAUUCCAACAUUUUUCUAACAUUCCUUAAUUUUACAAUAUUUCUAUAGAUAGUCUUUAAACUUUUUCCAGUCUUCUUCCACCGACUCUUCACCCUGGUCUCGGGUCUUGCCAGUCAUUUCCGCCAAUUCCCUAUAGUCCAUCAACUUCGUCUGCCAUUGUCCAACACUUCAGUGUUUUCAAGAAGCAACCAUUCUCUCAACCAGCAAAAGGCAGAUGGUUCACAACGAAGUUUAAAGGUCUGGCAGGGCAGGUCCACCUCCUUCUUUAGCAUCCAUCAAUAUCUUAAGCUUAACUCGAGGCUUCCUGCCCUGCCAAACAACUCUAGGAGCAUCCCUCUGCCACCUCCUAAGACCCUCCAUCCCAUCUAGAGCUUGCAAUGUUUGAAACAAAAGCAACAUCCCCAGCAACACAGCAGCCCUCAUCCCCACCACAAUGACUCGGCCCAACAGUAACAACUUCUGAUUUGUCCAUAUUUCCAAAUCCCCCUUCUCUUCAAUCCAACAUCCUUCACAGUUGUCCUUAAGCAGAUUCACAUUUUUGGCGGUCAUACUAACCCCCAAAUACCUCUCUUUCUCAACCAAUGUUAGUCCUGUUGCCUCCUGAAACUCUGUCAGGCUUUCCUUUUCCAAUUCAGAUAGGGCUCUGGUCCUCAAAUUCAUCCGUUCUUCUUUAAGUUCAAUCAUAACGAAUGUCAGCUUAUGUUCAUCAAGUUGUCUUUGUAUGGAUGGGACUCUCCUCUCCAGUUGUAUUACUUUAAAUUCAGCAGCAAGGGUUUUUUCCCUGACUUCAUCUGCAGUUUGCCGUAUCAGAGUAGAUUCCUGUAUCAGUUUCUGGGUGGUUUCUGAAUUGGUAUUCACCUUUUGUCCCAAAUUAUUUAAACUUUCUACAAUUAAAUCAGUUUCAAUAUUUGCAACAUCCAAUUUCACAUUUAUCGCAUCUGUUUUCUUAUGGAGUUGUUCCAGCGAAUCGUUUAUUUUCAAUAAUGCAGCCACUAAGGCCUCCUCUGUCGACAUCCCGUCUGUUUUUUCCUUUCCGUUUGCCAUAACACUUAAGAGAUUCAAGGUCAAUUCCAAAGUCUCACACUUUUCUUAUCUUGCAGCUGGAAAUUCCCCUAGCCCAGCUCCUAUAAAGUAACCAAUUUCAAAAGCUUCCACUAGGGGAAAACAGGUUGUAUUUGUAUCGGUCAAUAUGUCCUCUUUUAAACACAGUUUCAAUAAUCCAAAGUUAGUUUCAAUUUUCAGUUACUUUCCUCCUUUUUUAAAAACAGCCGGAAACAGUAGAAACAAUGUAUUUCUCUUAUUUAGCUAGCUGUCAAUGAACGUUCUAAGAGCUGUCAAUGAACAUUCCAAAAAAAAGAGGGGGAAAAAAUCAGUCUUACUAGCAGCCCGUUUCCAGGGUCAGAGCGGCGGUGUUUUAAGCCUCUUCGCUCUCUCCCGCAGGCAUACUCAAUCCGCAACUUCCCCCUCUCUUCUCCUGCCUCCAAGAAGGGGUUUAAUGUUCUUUACCGUUGGAAAUUUGAUCUUUUACAAAAGACCUUCCAGGACUCCAGCUUGCAACUUCAUUGCCUCAGUCUAUUUACAAAAAGGGAAGGCGGACUUCCUGUUUUGAACCUCCCCGUUACGAUACCAAAUUAAACUUUUAGAGAUCCAAUUCUUCCGUUUCAGCUCUACUCACUUACUUUAAAGUCAAAUUGUCCACAGGAAAAGGUCAGCGCUCUCCGGCAACAGCUAUGUGGCUUCGCUCCGUGGAAGAAGCAGACGAUUCGAUGCACCGCGCCGCUCACCCCACGUCGCUCCGGAGCCCCAAAAACUGGGGUUCCCCACGAGUGGGGGAGGCGCAAAAGGUGCCCGCCGAAUCCCACGUUCACAGGCUUCUCCCGCCUGUGAUUUUAAUGGGUCUCCGCCUUCGCCGUGGCGGCCAGACCCAGAUUUCCACGGAGCAGAUUCCUCCCGGUCAGAGGAAUUCUGCCAUUGCUGGAGGCGCCUCCACCGGAAGUCCGGACCUCUCCCUUAUUUGGUGCUGUCUUGGUUGUAUUUGUUAGCUGUGUGAGCCGCCCUGGCAACAUUUACAAGCAGGGUGGCACAGUCAUGUUAAGAUUAGAUUUAAACGCAAACACUAAAAGACCAGAAGCUGAGCAUUUGGAAGGAACAAGUCCCUUCUGGUUUUGUUACUAGAUUCAGCAAUAACACACACACACCCCAAACCCGUCUGCUUGCCUGCCCCCCUGUUUCUUUCUUGCAGGCAAAACAAUCGGAAUGUUGUGGGCUUUGUUAUGCAAUGCUUGUAACAUCGUUGGAGAGAACUGUAAAACUUCAAGCGAUUAUUGUUAAUCAGGAAAUUUUCAGGCGAUCAGUUCCCCAUGGUUACCAAAGAGAUUUCUGAAAGCAAACCUGGCAGACAAUAAAACAAUUGAUCAUAAUUAUUUAGUCAUGGGGAAUUAGAUUAAAAAGAAGAGACAAGAAGAGCAGAAAUCCGUAUGAAGGAGGAAUGUGUGGCUGGUGCUGCAGCUGCAAAGAUAGAGGGAAAUUGAUUUCUUUUUUGCCAAAGGAAAGUGGGGGCGGAGGGAAGGGGAGAUAACUCUUGAAGCAAUUUUGAUGCUUCUUCCUUAUGAAUUCUCACACAAUAGCCUUUACUCUCCCCUAAACAUAAAAUCCUAUAAAAGGAUCAGUCUUUCUUGUACAGAUAGUGCUAUUGGAGUGCUAUUGGAUGCGGAUGGUGCUGUGGUCUAAACAACCGGGCCUCUUGGGCUUGCUGAUCAAAAGGUUGGUGGUUCAAAUCCCUGUGAUGGGGUGAGCUCCCAUUGCUCUGUCCCAGCUCUUGCCAACCUAGCUGUUCGAAAGCAUGCCAGUGCAAGUAGAUAAAUAGGUACCAAUGUGGUGGGAAGGUAAAUGGGGUUUCAGUGUGCUCUAGUUUCCAUCACAGUGUUCUGUUGCACCAGAAGCGGUUUAGUAAUGCUGGCCACAUGACCCGGAAAAAUGACUGUGGACAAACGCUGGCUCUCUUUGGCCUGAAAGCAAAAUGAGCAUGCAACCCCGUAGUCACCUGUGGCUGGACUUAACUAUUCAGGGGUCCUUUACCUUUUUACCUUUCUUGGAGCUGAAGUAGCUUUUGUGUAGGGGAAGGAUGGGGAACCUCAGGCUCAGGGGUCAGAUGCAGCCCCCCAAGCCUCUCUACCUGGCUCUUGGGACUCUCCUCAGGUCCCACACCCUCCCCCGCCACAACCCUCACUGGCCCUGUUUCUCACCCUCCUUGAAUGUUUUUGCCUGGCUGGAAUAUGCCUUUGAACUCUGUGAGUGCCUCUCGCUUGCCUGGGUGGAGAGGGCUGUGUGAGUGUGUGCAGAAACCACACACACACCAUACAUUGCUGCUGCUUUGGCCUCUGUUCUUGCACACCACUGGCAUGUGGGCCUCACCAACAGUCACCUCUUCAACAGCAGCAGCAUGCAUAGAGGCCCUUGUUUGUGUAGUUGUGAGUCAGGGCUCUCCAAGGACAGAAAAGGUGCUUUCCGUUAGGGGCAAUUGUAGCGACGCAUAGAAAGGGGCUGCAUGCAGAUGGCCCUUUCUUCCCUUCCCCUGACAUUUCCUUCCCUGUUAACUUCUGCAUUUUAUGUUAUCUUUUACAUAAUGGAAAAGCCGCUUCUGGAAGCCUGGUGAAAUCUAUUGGACGUUUAGCACUCGUUUCUGUGAUCAUUGUUUCUAGAGGAGGAAAUAUCAGUUUGCAACCCUGUUAACUCGGAAAAUUUUAUUUUGCAAUUGCACGUGAUGAAAUCUGGGGCCAGUCUCGCAACAGACAGCUCUUUACGACCGUUUGAAAUGCAGCGUGGCAUGGCAGUAUAACUAUCCAAAGGCUACAGUUCUACAAUGCAACAGGUAGUGCAGCAUAAAAGGAAUGUGGUGUUUCUUGUGUUUGUUUUCUAACAUAUGAAUUCAGCCAAGGGACACACACACACACACAACGCAACAGGUGCUCACUUGUAGGAAUGAGAGAGAAAAUCAGUUUGGCUGACAUUUAAAGGCAAACCUACCUAGUCCCCUUGUGUCUAAACCAGGGGUCGGCAAGGCUUACCGGAUCACUCCCACGGAGAUCCUCCGUGGGCUGGACUGGCACAGCACGAUGCCGGAAAUCAUGUCUGCGCAUGUCCGUGGUGCCAGAAAUUGUUUCUGCGCAUGCCCAGAUGCUGAAAAUCGUGCCUGCGCAGAAGUGAUUUCUGGAGCCGCGGAAGAGAGUCCCCCCGCCACGCUGCACCGGUUUAGUGCAGCGCGCGGGGACUCGCCGAGUGGGUGGCUCAGUUCGGGGGCAGCUCAUGGGCCAGUAAAGCUACCCUCAUGGGCUGCUUGCGGCCCAUGAGCCUUAGGUUGCCGACCUCUGGUCUAAACAAAGCCAACUAUUUCCCCCAUCCCGAAUUUCCACUUCUCAGAAUUUUGCAAAAAAUCUCCUUCUAAUGUGCAUAUGCAAGAAUGCAUAUAUUAGGGGAAAGUUUGUGUAUAAAUACAAGCAUUCAUGAACAUGCAUUAUAUCAGGGGAAACUGCCUGCAAAAAAAAGCCGACACAUUUCAAUGAGGAUUUUUUAAUUUCAAAAAUCGCAAACCAAUGUGGAAGUGUGGCGAGCUGAAUUUUAUACUGGGAAAAUGAGAAACUGAGAUAAACCUAAACUGGCAGAUUAAUCUAUCCUUCCUUGCAUGCAGAGGGAUUCUGGACUAUUGGGAUCAGGACAAUGAAUGUGGCUAUUCGAUGGGGAGGGAGUCCUCUUGUCCUUCCUACAUGCCCAUUGGAAGCAGGUAGAAGUUAUCUAUGAAAAUACUGAUAAGCCUUAAGAUGAAUGCCUUUGGCAAAAUGCAACAAACCUAUCUGAUGACUGCAUGAGUGGGCUUGAAUAGUGGAACAGUACUUAUUUAUUUUUCUGUUCUAAAGUGUAUCCCUGAUGGUUGGUGUGCAUGUGUAUCAAGAUAGCCUAGUCAUUUUGUCACAAUGUACAGAGAGAUCAAUAUUGUUAUCACUCCCGUCUUUGUGAAAAUAACUGAGAUACAUGCUGGAACAUUCUCAUAUGUAUAUCGUAAAUGCUGCCUUUCCAAAAGCAACUGAAUCCUGGGUUUUUUGCUUUGCUUUCUAACCUCUCUGGUGAUGAUGCUUUUGAAAACCGAUAUCCAGGAUUUAAUGGGCCCUUAACAAUAUUCAUGGGAAGAAGGAACAGGGCCAAAAAAAAUUAGACAAAUGAAAGAAAAAGAAUAACUGAUGCAGGAUAUAAUUAAAACAAACAAACAAACAAAAAACCUCCAAGGUUUAAUGAUAAUGGCAGUUUUUACAAUGAAAUUGUAAAACAGACUGCGUGGAAAGCAAUGUUUCUCAUUGGAAGUUUCUCAAGCAGAAGCUUGAGGGCCACCUUUCAAGAUUGCUGCAGCAGUCAGCUUCCAAAAAUAAACAGUGGGUUGGUUUAGUUGACCUCUAAGUUCUCUUGCAGUUCUAUGCUUUACUUUCGAGUAGUGCAGCUGAUUUACUGGAAAUGCAAAACUAUCCCUUCUAACCCUCUUAAAAAUGCCACCCAGAUUUCGGCACAUACUUACCGGCAUUUAAGUCUUAGUGGUUCAGGCGGCUCUUAAGUGUGCAUAUUGGCGUAGAAUAACAGAAAGCACUGGUUCCAAUGUGACAGCAAAAACUACUGGGCAUGUUUGGCGGCGGCAUCUUUGAGAUGUUCAACUUUUCCCCUGCAAUGAUGGAGGGAAAUCUAGGCACUCGUUUGAGCCCUUUGCUUCCUUGAAUAAUUUAAGCACUCAAAUCCAUAUUUAAUGGAUAAGGUCUUGUUCACCAAGACAGUAAAAUGAAGAAAAUGGAUCCUGGUGGUAAAAAAGAGAGAAGAAAAUCAAAGUUCUGGUCAGAUAUAUUCCCUCUAGGAGAGAUUAAUGUGGGAAGGAAGGAUAUGAAAGAAUAAAGGCGAAAAAUGAGGGAAGGAGGCAGAACAAUAAGGAGCCUGCUGAGGAGAAACUAUAGUCAUUUCUUCGCUCUCCUUCCCCAUGUUUCAAUAAAAAAUAUAUUGCAUUUUCAUUCCAUCCUUCUUCCAAAGGGCUCAGUGGCCUCCCCCCCCACACACACUGGAUCUUUCCUGACAGCCCUGUGAACAAGUUUGGGCUAAUAAACAGCAACAGUCUCCAGGUCUUCCAGGUGGUUUCAUGGAGUAGGGUCUUCCAGUGCCAACAUUUAUUUAUUGCAUUUAUUUUAUUGCAUUUAUAUCCACCUAUUUUUGUACAAGGAGCUCAAAGUGGUGCACACAGUUCUCCCUUUCCUCAUUUUCUCCCCACAACAACCCUGUGAAGUAGGUCAGGCUGAGAGGUGACUGGCCCAAGGUCACCCAGUGAGCUUCAUAACCAAGUGGGGAUUUGAACCCUGGUCUCCCGAGUCCUAGACCGACACUCUAACCCCUGCACCACACUGGCUCCUUAUUCUAAAGGCUAGUCCAGCUUUUCCCAACCUCGGGUCCCCAGAUCACCCUCCUGUCCUGUGAUUUCCAGCAACUGGUAUUCAGAAUCAAACUGCCUCCGCCAGUGGGAGUACAACAUAGCCUGACCACGGUGGUCCACGUAUUGGUAACUUCAAGGCUAGUUUACUGCAAUGCGCUCUGUGUGGGGCUGCCCUUGGGUCUGAUCUGGAAGCUCCAGCUGGUGCAGAAUGCAGUGACCAGACUGCUGAUGGGAGUUUCUGGCUGAGAACGUGUAACAGCGUUGUUAAAACAGCUGCAUCAGCUACCCAUCUGCUACCCAGCCAAGUUCAUGGUCCUUGUAUUGACUUACAAAGUCCUACCAAAAGCGAUUAGGAGGGGAGGAUGCAUAUGGAAUUAAUUCUUUCCCAAGUUCAGUAUGAACUGACCUGGCUGACACCUCCUGAACUAAUGAGCAGGCAUGAAAUGCAGAGCUCUCCUUGCCAUUUGGCAACUUCUCCAAGCUUUGUGAUGUAGUUGUUUGCUUUAAAAGGUAAUGAGACACAUAUUAAAAAUGUGUACUGAUUUAGCAAUGCAGCACUUUUGAAAAAAAAAAUAUGGAUUUUCAUGCAUUUUUUUAAUUAGAACAGCAGAUUAAUGCUAUUGGACCAGAUGUAUAAAUGAACGCAUUUGAAACUGACAGGGACCAGAGGAAGAAUGAUUAAUCCAUCCCCAGAGGUAGGGGCCUGAAUUUCACAUACUAUUUUGAACUAACUGUAUCGUUAAUUGCAGGACUCUUUCUUUUUUAAACAAGGGUACAACAACAAAGCUGAGAAAUCUGACAGCUUGGGGGCCUUUAUUCAUCCAGACCAGGAAACACCCAUGCUUCCUGGGCAGAGAGCAAGCAUAAUCUACAGUUGACACGCCUUUCCCUUUGUCUCCUCCCUGCAGAUACACCAAGAUGAAAACAGCCACUAAUAUCUACAUCUUCAACUUGGCCUUGGCAGAUGCCUUGGCCACUAGCACACUGCCCUUCCAGAGUGCUAAGUACCUGAUGGAGACCUGGCCUUUUGGGGAGCUGCUCUGCAAGGUUGUCCUCUCCAUUGACUACUACAACAUGUUUACGAGCAUCUUCACCCUCACCAUGAUGAGCGUGGACCGGUACAUAGCCGUCUGCCAUCCAGUCAAGGCCCUGGAUUUCCGGACCCCAGCAAAAGCGAAGUUAAUCAAUGUUUGCAUCUGGGUUCUUUCGUCUGUCAUUGGGGUGCCCAUCAUGAUCAUGGCUGUCACCCGAUCUCAAGGCAAGUGUCUUGUUGCCACAUUCCAGUCAAUUCUUCUUUGUGUGGGCUUUGGAAGGCAGAGACACCACUUUCCUGCUCUAUAGCCAGUGUGGUGUAGUGGUUAAGAGUGGUAGUCUCGUAAUCUGGGGAACCGGGUUCGCGUCUCCGCUCCUCCACAUGCAGCUGCUGGGUGACCUUGGGCCAGUCACACUUCUUUGAAGUCUCUCAGCCCCACUCACCUCACAGAGUGUUUGUUGUGGGGGAGGAAGGGAAAGGAGAAUGUUAGCCGCUUUGAGACUCCUGAAGGGGAGUGAAAGGCGGGAUAUCAAAUCCAAAAUCUUCUUCUUCUUCUUCUUAUAAACCACAGCCAGAGAUGCCCAUAAGGCUGUACAUAGAUGUGUGUGAUUUUAUCAGUGAGUCUGCUGUAAAAGUUCCCUCACCACAUUUUGGACACACGUAGAACCUUCUGACUUGGACUAAGCUUAGGGAACAUUGGAUCUUUCCGUUUUCAGUGGAAGGCAUAUUAGCACAGCACUGUUUCAAGCAUGAGGCAACCUCCCCACACCACAGUACUAAUUGGCUAGUCCCUGUGUCAGUCAUGAACCUCCUCAGACUUCUCAGAGCAGUUUUGAAACUGUUCUGCCACAAAUAGCAGCUUCUUUCCUGCAAUAGAUAGAAAAUGUCUCCCUCCACAAAAUAGUUCCUAUGGGACCUUGGCAGAGGAUAAAAUAGUGUUUGGUUUCUUAAAGGUUAAAGAACCCUCCCUGCACACCAUAUCCCCAACCUGGUUGCCUAUUUAAAACUAUACAUCCCCCAUUUAACAUAAAUUCAACUAUCUAGUCGUCAGGAGGUGGAUCUGAAGAACCACCAAGAGAAACAAAGUUUAAAAAAAGGUAGUUCUAAACCACAGGACACUAAAUACCACCACCACGACCUUGUCUAAAUUCCAGGAAAAGGAGCUAUCUAAAAGCAUGGUUCCAGAGACUCCUAUUUCUGCAAGUCUCAUGGGCUUAUACUGUUCCACCUCAAAGACAAAGCACGUAUUGAAAGUCCCAAAUUCUUCUCCAUCUCAGAUUUUGAUUCUGAGCCAGAGAAGAUUCCCCUACUGGAUGUGGGGAGCACAAUGAGUCACAUGGCUGAGAUGGCGAAUUGGGAGUGGCAGCUAGCUGGCCAGUUGAUUGGUUAGCUCGCUAGCCCUGCCACCACUUCUCCCUACCAACUUCUGCCCCAUCCUGCUGCUUUCAUCCAGCCUUCAUGGUAGCUGCCAACAAAGGCAUGAGUGCUUAGUGCCUCGCUCUGAGAAAUGGGUGAGGCACUGUGGGUGAAGUUGCUUGGAGUUACUGUUUAACGUUUACCUUAAGUCUUUAAAGCCUCUUUGCUAGCAGUGAGCAAGCAACCAGGCCAGCAGGCAAGUUAGGUUGGAGGAAGCAGCAGGAAGAUAGGUGGCAGAGGCAGUUUCAGGAGCUGCAAUGUCUUGCACUGACCCUGCCUUUUGUGUGCUGGAGCAGAGAGAGGUAAACUUCCCUUCCUUCCUUGGCUGGCCACAGCCAGAACACCAGAAGAGGGCUGAAAGUCUUUGAAAAAUCAUGACCAUGACAGGGAGGCAGGCUUGGGUGGUGAGGGAGAGAGCCUGUAGGCUCACGGAGAAGAGCUUCCACUUGCAUUAUUGUUUUUGCUGUUGCUGCUGCUGCUAUUAAUAUCAGUAGUAGUAUUACUUGUAUUAUUAAUAUUACUAUUAGUAUUAAAAAUAAAAUCUGCUUUAUUCCCUUUGUGAGUUCCAGUUAGUUGAUUGAGUCAUAUACAAGACACUCUUAGGAAUACUUCAUUAUGUUGGCAUGAGUUAGGAGUUACAAUAUCAGCAAGUCCUGAUAUUCCUACAUUUGCUUCAAUGAACAAAGGGCAGUGAAAAUCAGUAUCUGUGCUGACGGAGCCUUGGGAAAUAAUGUCCAAGCUGGACACCUCUCUAUCUCUGUAUCUCCAUCUGCUGAGUGAAAGUCACCUCACUCUCUUCCUCUCCUUUUCCUGCAGGUGGCAUUGUGAUGUGUCUCCUGCAGUUUCCUGAACCUCAGAUCUACUGGGACACAGUCACCAAGAUCUGCGUCUUCAUCUUUGCCUUCUUGGUUCCCAUCUUGGUCAUCACCAUCUGCUACGGGCUCAUGAUUCUCCGCCUGAAGAGUGUCCGCCUCCUUUCAGGCUCCAAGGAGAAGGACCGCAACCUGCGCCGUAUCACACGCAUGGUGCUGGUGGUGGUGGCUGCCUUCAUCAUCUGCUGGACACCCAUCCAGAUCUUUGUCAUUGUUUGGACCCUGGUGGGCAUCGACAAGAAGAACCCCUAUGUGAUGGCCAGCCUCCACUUUUGCAUUGCCCUGGGUUACACCAACAGCAGCCUCAAUCCUGUCCUCUAUGCUUUCUUGGAUGAGAACUUCAAGAGGUGCUUCCGAGAAUUCUGCCUCCCCUUCCGGUCACACAUGGAGCAGAGCAGCUUCAGCCGGGCCCGGAACACCACACGAGAGCGUGUCUCGACUUGCACUCCUUCUGAAGUCCUCAAUAAGUCGGCAUGA
This is a messenger RNA of Podarcis lilfordi (Lilford's wall lizard), 13608 nucleotides long. Lineage: Eukaryota; Metazoa; Chordata; Lepidosauria; Squamata; Lacertidae. The record is from the annotation of a GenBank genome assembly.